Dioscorea cayenensis subsp. rotundata (Guinea yam) is the source of this 1845-nucleotide messenger RNA. RefSeq names its product growth-regulating factor 4-like. The coding region runs from base 265 to 1332 and encodes 355 amino acids. The record is from RefSeq and is a predicted model, not a curated record. The transcript is spliced from 4 exons. Gene Ontology annotation, biological process: regulation of DNA-templated transcription; DNA-templated transcription; developmental process. Gene Ontology annotation, molecular function: ATP binding. NCBI's taxonomy places the organism in Eukaryota, Viridiplantae, Streptophyta, Magnoliopsida, Dioscoreales, Dioscoreaceae. Gene Ontology annotation, cellular component: nucleus.
CUUCUACUUCUCUCUCUCUCUCUCUCUCUCAAGCUUUGAUAAUGGCGAGGGGCUACGGAGAGGAGGGUUCAUCCGCGGGUGAGCAGACCGGGUAUCUCUGCUGCGCUCUGGGUUUUGUCUGAGCUGGGGGAAGCCUACAACACUACUGUCACUGCGCCAGCUUUUCUCCUUCUCUCUCUCUCUCUCUCUCUCUAGAGUUGGGUUUCUCUUGCUCUUUCUCUUUCUCUUUCUCUUUUUUCCCCUCGCUAUCUGUCUAGAGAGUAGAUGAAUACUGGUGGAUGGAGGCCGCCGUUCACGGCGGCGCAGUGGCAGGAGCUGGAGCACCAGGCACUAAUCUUUAAAUACAUGAUGGCGGGGGUGCCGGUGCCUCAGGAGCUCCUUAUCCCAAUACGGAGGAGCUUUGAGGCCCUCUCAUCUCGUUACUAUCAGCAUCCUGCCUUGGGGUACUGUUAUUAUGGUAAGAAGCUAGACCCAGAACCAGGGAGGUGCAGGAGGACUGAUGGAAAGAAAUGGCGGUGCUCGAAAGACGCCUACCCUGACUCUAAGUACUGCGAGCGCCAUAUGCACAGGGGCCGCAACCGUUCAAGAAAGCCUGUGGAAACUCAAACCAUCUCCCAGUCUCAGUCAUCUUCAUCAACGGUGACGUCUCUCGCUCCCUCUGGGAGCAGCAGCAGCUUCCAGAGUGCUACUCCUCUGCAUGCUGUCACUGGUACCGGCAACAAUCCACAGGGCUCGUUCAGUGUUGGCAGCAGUGGUGGCAGUUCCUCCAGGCUUCAUGUUGAUCCUGGUUCUUACGGCAUGGCCAGUAAAGAUUACAGGUACCUCCAGGGAGUACUGAAACCUGAUGUUGAUGAGCAUAGUUUCUUUUCUGAAGCAUCUGGGAGUGCAAGGGGUAUGGGAAUGGACUCUUCUCUUGACAGCUCCUGGCGUCUGAUGCCAUCACAAGUCUCCUCAUUCCCCCUGUCGAAAACUGGAAACUCCGGUUCACUUCUGCAGAGCAAUUAUCCUCCGCCGCUCCAUUCACUGCAUGAUCUUGGGCAGACUUCAAUGAGCUCAUUAUCAAUGCAGCACCAGCACCAGCACCAGCACCAGCAGCAGCAGCAGCAUUCCUUAUUCGGGGCUGAAUUUGGUUCAUCGGACUCUGUGAAGCAUGAAAGCCAAUCACUGAGACCUUUCUUCGAUGAAUGGCCAAAGACGAAGGACUCCUGGUCCGACCUUGAAGAUGAUAGGUCCAACCGGACAUCGUACUCUACAACUCAGCUCUCAAUCUCCAUACCGAUGGCCUCAUCGGAUUUCUCCACCACUAGUUCAAGGUCACCUAAUGAUGAUUGAAAACCAACCAGACUGGGUGGUAAUGUUCUUGGGAAUCCACUGUCCUAUGAAAAACAUACAGUACCUAUCUUUCAUUCUAUGCCUCUCUGAUCAGUCUGACUCUGAUGGAUUGUCUCUGGUUUCAAUGACAUUCUUUUCUUUAUUUCAUGUUCUGCAUUGCUUGUCUUAACUUCAGAAAUCCUUAUUUAUCAAGGAAUAAGAGUUAAUGCAGUCAAUAGGACCAUCUCAGAAUGCAAAUAUAUUCCAGGUUUAGAUACAUAUAUGUUUUUCAGUAUUUACUUGCAGCUUAUUUACUUAGUCUGUGCUGCUGCUGCUGCAAUGCUGCUUAGUUUUUUACUUCAAUCCUGCUUCUUUGUUCCCUGGAAUUGGCAUUAUUUUGAUGCCGAGAGAGGGAACCUCUUAGAAAAAUACUUGAAAUAGUAAAAAGAUGACCAUAUAAUCACAUGCAUAGUGUUUGGUUGGUAUUAAUGGGGACCAAGACCAAUUGGUCUUUGUUGGGUCCCAUGAUAGAGA